AUUUCAUUGUUGCAGGUUGGCUUGCCUUUUUUUUAGCUUUUUGUUUUUGUUUUUGUUUUUUUGUCAUAUGGGAAGUGCAACCCCCAGACCACUUCAAAGGAAAUGCUAUACCAAGAACUGGGGAGACCAUGGGUGUGACACAGUGGGAGGUGUCUCAGAAUGAAGACAGUAUCUUGCUGCUACACAUAGGAGCUGCCCAAGCCAGAUAAAGAGAGCUCACAGUAAUAUCUGGUACCAGAUAAGCAGAGAAAUCUCUGCAAAAGACCCAUCCACAGAGAACAAGGCACUUCUCUGGUUUCUGAAUUUUCCAAAUGUGUCUGUAGGAGCCAGUGGCUGCUGCUCACUCAUACAUGACAACAGAACCCACUGCUCUGUGAUCUGCAGCAAAGAACUGCAUUCAAGACUUUUUCAUGUUUAGAAAUAUGAUGGGGCUUGUAGAUUUGAUCCUCCUAUCUACCUUCCUCUCGGUUUCCAUGACAUCUGAAACAUUUGAUCCUAUGGAAGGUGAGGCCUUAGUUAUAAAAUGUCCCAAGUGGAGUUCGUCUGUAAAAAUCACCUGGUACCGCACGGAUACUCACAAAGUAAUUCCUGCGGAAGAGGAGGGAUCACGAGUAUUUUCCAUAGAACGAUUUCUUUGGUUUCUGCCAACUUCUAGAGAGGAUUCUGGAAACUACACUUGUGUAACACAUUUUCCAAGUAAUCGCACAAAGUCAUACAACGUGAGUGUGCAAGUGCAUUCAUACAAGCCAGGAGAAUGUUUCCCAAGUCGGAUUCGUUACCCAAAUGACACUGGAAGAGGAAAAAUUGUUUGUCCCACCAUUGAUAACUAUAAGAAUGCUACUAUUGUCCAGUGGUAUAAGGACUGCAAACCUCUUCAGGGACAGAGAUACUUCAAGAAAGAGAAAUAUAUUUAUAUUGAUAAUCCAAGAAGGGAGGAUGAUGGUUAUUAUACUUGUCAAUUUAUUUAUACCCACAAAGGAAAUGUGUUUAACGUAUCAGCAACAAGAAUUUUCAUAAGUGGGGUGAAAUAUUCACCUCUACCACCUCAAAUCAUAUUUCCAAAGAAUAAUGAUGUAAUAGAAGCAGAGCUUGGUGCUGCUUUGUCUCUGAAAUGUCAGGCCCGCCUGGGGAUUAAGAAACAGCCAGUGGCUGCUGUCAGAUGGGAUGUGGAUGAUACCCCAGUGAAAAACCUUGUUUUUUCAAGAUUUCAUGAAGAAACUCAUUUUUUUAAUGGACAUGAGCAAGUAUACUAUGAAGAGACCACUUUGAAUAUUACUGAAGUAAAAAAGGAGGAUCUGCAGUCAAAUUUCACAUGUAUAGCAUUGAACAUGAUGCACAACACAAGAGUCACAGUGACAUUACAACUCAAAGUGCAAUCUAAGGAGUUUCUUCCUAAUGUCCUCCUGAUCACAGGAUCUCUAGUUCUGCUAGGUGCAAUAGCACUCUCAGUUAUCCUUUACCAGUCUUUCCGAGUGGAUAUCGUCCUGUUGUAUCGGGAGAUAUUCCAGCCCUACUCAGUCAAGGAUGAUGGGAAGAUAUAUGAUGCAUAUGUUAUCUACCCCAAAAACCACACCAAUGAAGCUAAUUUUGUGGAAUAUUUUGUUUACCAAAUCAUGCCAGAUAUUCUGGAAAAUAAAUGUGGAUAUACAUUGUGUAUUUAUGGGAGAGAUAUAUAUCCUGGAGAAGAUGCAGCCAGUGCAAUUGAGAAGAGGAUGCAGAAGAGCAGAAGGUUGAUCAUCCUGCUGACACACCAGCUGAUUAAUUCUAAAGAAGAUUCUUAUGAUCAACACAUUGCUUUAUACAAUGCCCUCAUUCAAAAUGACACAAAGGUGAUCCUUCUGGAAAUGGAGACAAUUGGGAAUUAUGAGAAGCUUCAGGAGUCCCUUAGGUUUAUUAUUAAGCAGCAAGGCACCAUCAAGUGGAAAGAGGAGCACACGGUGCACCCACAGUCACCCAGCUCUAAGUUCUGGAAGCAGGUGAGGUACCAUAUGCCGCUGACACACAGACCCUCACACCUGGCUGACAGCAGGUGAGCAGCGCUGCACUACCAGGAUGGACAAGCCCACAGCUGGCUUUGCUUUCAGAAGGUGCAUGACUGUCCACUCUGCAAGUCUGGCUGAGUUUUUUGAACUUUUUUCCGUCCUUCAAUUGAGUAGCAAUGGGUAAAUUGAUGGAAGAGGUCUAGGAAACUGAGGGGACAUUUUAUAGGUAUGAGAGUUCUGUAAAGAAAUAAUUAUUGAUUGUGUGGAGAAUUUUGCACGUCACAGAAAACCAAAUGUGCUUAUACUCUUUCUAUAUAUAGUUGUAUAUAUAACAGAAAAUUAUGAUUGUGAAUAAUUGAAUGCUCUGCAGGUUUACUUCAUCUUUCUAAUGCAGUUGAUGAAAUAUAAAUGCCUUCUGUAUUAUUUGACUAGAAAAUAUAAUGUGUAUUUUGCAACUAGAAAGUGUAAUGUUAUGCUUUUGUUAACUUUUAUUUUCUGACCCUUAUUCCUUUUUGAUUCAAUGGUGAUACUCACAAGAUGAAAUUUUAUUUUUUCUUAGUAUGGGUGCCUCACUAAAGGAUCUUUUGAGACUGAUGUGAAUACAGUGUUGAGGGAAAUAAAUGCAAUGAUAUAUAUAUGUAUACAUGCAUAUAUCUAUAAAUAUAAUAUGCAUUGUUACAGGAAAUAAAUGCACCGAUACAUAUAAAGGUACUUUGUAUACACUUUAUUUUUUAUGUCUAUUAAAAUGAAUCUCACACAAAGGAGAAAGUUGAAAUAUUUUAGGUACAAUAAUCGUGUUGUUACUGUAAUUAUUUUCUUGAGAUAGAAAUAACAUAUAAAAAUUACGAUGUUCUUUUGAUAUGCUGACAGCCUUCCUUUAAGCUGCUGAAAAAAUAGAUCUUUUUUUAUAAGAAAAAUUAUCUACCUUUUUUCCAUGCUUUGGCCUCAUGUGUAGUUAUACUUUCUGAUAGGAAAUAGCCUUAAUUGCAGAGGUCAGAGCCAAAUCUCCUUCUAGUUCAGGGGAACAGGAACAAGAUGUAUUCUAGUACAGGUAUCCCUGCAAAAUUUAAUAUUUUAGAUUUUCAAACCCAGGAAAUUCUUCCUGUCAGAGAAGGCUUAGUUUUCAACUUUAGACUUGCUACAGAAUAGACUUAAAAAGUGAAGAUUAGAUGCAGAACAUUCAUUGUUACUAAGCCCAGGAUUACAAACAGGCAAGUUCUUUCCUUUCACUCUAAGUUUUUAUUGAAUAUGGAUCUUCAGAUUUAUAAAUAGAUAUUUGGAGUAGAAAUAAUGUGCAUAAACUAUCUGUAUAGAUAUUUUUCAGCAUUCAAUUAAAAGAUCUAUGGCAAACUA
This is a messenger RNA of Passer domesticus (house sparrow), 3335 nucleotides long. It is a transcript of the gene IL33R, whose product is annotated as interleukin 1 receptor like 1. Gene Ontology annotation, molecular function: interleukin-1 receptor activity; interleukin-33 binding. The transcript is spliced from 13 exons. The coding region runs from base 411 to 2033 and encodes 540 amino acids. The record is from RefSeq and is a predicted model, not a curated record. Gene Ontology annotation, biological process: signal transduction. Lineage: Eukaryota; Metazoa; Chordata; Aves; Passeriformes; Passeridae.